ACUGAUAUGCAAUCAGCUGAUCAUAUUUAAUAAACAGAGAAUCAAAAUUAAAUACACGUGUUAGGAAAUUUGUUUUUUUAACAGCAUAAAACGUGAAAAUAUACAUUUAAAUUGCUAAUUACGUUACCCGUGCCCUCAUGAUGGACGCUGUUUAUGGAGUUUAUAAUAAGACCUCAUCAGAAAAGGUUAAUCUGAAGGAAUAUUUUGAUCAAUAUUCUAAACUAGUCAACUGCAAGGAACUUCAUGACCUGAGGACCAAAGCUCUCAAUCCCUCUGGGAAUUUUUUACAAGGUCAACUCCCUGAUGAGGAUUUCAAAUUUCUGGCAGAGUAUUGCAGUGUCGACAACUUAACGGUACCUGGUGAAGUUCCAAAGUGUAUGGAUCCUCGUACAAUGAGACGUAAAGAGAUUUAUGAAACUGAAGAUAUUCCAGAUGAUGUUGGUCUACAGACACUUGUGGAGUUAAAGAAAAGAUUGAAUUCCAAACAGUCUAAUACCAUCAACUCCAUAAAAUAUCGGAGCGAGACUUAUGUUCAACACGAUGUGGCAAAAUCAGCAGGUCCUCUUGCCAAACCAGGACAAGAUACUUUAAUAUAUAUUCGUGUCUACAAUCCUUUUAUGCAUAGAAAUACAGGCGUGGACAAGCCCCAAAAGAUUUCUUUAAACUGCGUUAUAGUUAUGCUUGGAUUCCAAACACUAGAUAAAUUGAGAGACAAAAUAUCUUGUAUAUCUGAUUUAUCUGUAUCUACCGACGUCAGUAAACAUCCUAUUAGAAAAGCAGGACCUUCAGCAAAGGAGCUAUACAAAUCUGGUUUUUUUUACAUCGAAGAUACAUUUUACAACGACUUUCGGGAUCCGACAAAUGAGGAUUAUAGUAAAGUUAUUCGUGAUUGGGCAGAGACCAGAAAUUUAGGUCCCUUCAAGACAGCAUCGAUGGCAGAUGUUCGUGUGGACUCCUUAUCAGUGAGAUUUGGCUUUCCCUGGGUCUAUCAGCACCAAGCCUCUUGCGAACACCUCAUUGUAUUUAGUGAUGCUCGUUUAAUAAACUUUGAUGACAACCUGGAUGUAUCCAGUUACCCAAGAAUACACAGAAUAAGGCCUCGACCUUCUCGAUAUUGUAUGAUGUGUGGUGUACAUGCUGUUCGAUGGAUCACAACAAACAAUGACAGAUUACCUCACAAUCCUUGCUUCUUUUGUGACACUUGCUUCAAGUCCUAUAACUACGUGAAGGGAUCGCACGAAGAAGAUGGCAAUUAAUCCAAUAUAGAGUGACAAGAGUGUUUUGCGCCAGGACACGUGCCCAUAGAGUUUUUCCAAACCCGUUGCAAACAGUAGACAAUAUCCAGCAGAAGGAAUGUAAAGAGUUCUUUCAGCAAGAACAAAACCCACGUUGAAAAAAAUA
Cephus cinctus (wheat stem sawfly) is the source of this 1401-nucleotide messenger RNA. RefSeq names its product snRNA-activating protein complex subunit 3 (gene Pbp49). Gene Ontology annotation, biological process: snRNA transcription by RNA polymerase III; snRNA transcription by RNA polymerase II. Lineage: Eukaryota; Metazoa; Arthropoda; Insecta; Hymenoptera; Cephidae. Gene Ontology annotation, cellular component: snRNA-activating protein complex. The record is from RefSeq and is a predicted model, not a curated record. Gene Ontology annotation, molecular function: bent DNA binding; RNA polymerase II cis-regulatory region sequence-specific DNA binding; core promoter sequence-specific DNA binding. The transcript is spliced from 6 exons. The coding region runs from base 138 to 1256 and encodes 372 amino acids.